Messenger RNA from Closterium sp. Naga37s-1, 2415 nucleotides. The record is from the annotation of a GenBank genome assembly. NCBI's taxonomy places the organism in Eukaryota, Viridiplantae, Streptophyta, Zygnematophyceae, Desmidiales, Closteriaceae.
AUGAGCGAGUCAUACGUGGUUGUGUCGUCCGAGGUGAAAGAGCUGCAAGACCGGAUGGCAGCUCUGGUGGCGGGAGAACAUUACGAGGAAGCAUGCGUGGUCCGCGACAGCCUAGCUAUGAUGGAGUUUCGGAAGCGUUUGUUAGAGAUUCAGGCCAAACCGCGCAUUAUGUACCGUGUGGGAGAUGUCAUCGUGCACCGCAGAUACGUCACUUUCGCGGGCGAGCGUGCACCUCUGUGCAGAUUACGAAGAGGCUGCGGCCCCAAGAUCGGCAAGUAUUACGUGGCGAUAGAUGAGUUCGAGCGGGUAGUGCUGCCGCACCUCAUGCCGUCGGACACCACGCGACUGCACAUCGUGGAUGAGAUCGGUCGCAUGGAGCUCUGCAGUGACAAGUUCAGAGACGCUGUUCUCAACCUGCUCGCCUCUCCCGUGGCUGUGUUUGGUGCCCUACCCGCCCCUCGUUAUGGUCACACAUUGGAGCUAGUAGAGGAAAUCAAGCAGCGCGCCGACACAGCCGUGCUCACACUCACCAAGGCCAACAGGGACGCCACAGCAGAGCAGAUAGAGGAGCUGCUCACACGCCCUUCCGUGCUCACACUCACCAAGGCCAACAGGGACGCCACAGCAGAGCAGAUAGAGGAGCUGCUCACACGCCCUUCCGUGCUCACACUCACCAAGGCCAACAGGGACGCCACAGCAGAGCAGAUAGAGGAGCUGCUCACACGCCCUUCCGUGCUCACACUCACCAAGGCCAACAGGGACGCCACAGCAGAGCAGAUAGAGGAGCUGCUCACACGCCCUUGUGACUCUUCCCUGCCUCCCGUGCUCACACUCACCAAGGCCAACAGGGACGCCACAGCAGAGCAGAUAGAGGAGCUGCUCACACGCCCUUGUGACUCUUCCCUGCCUCCCGUGCUCACACUCACCAAGGCCAACAGGGACGCCACAGCAGAGCAGAUAGAGGAGCUGCUCACACGCCCUUCCGUGCUCACACUCACCAAGGCCAACAGGGACGCCACAGCAGAGCAGAUAGAGGAGCUGCUCACACGCCCUUGUGACUCUUCCCUGCCUCGUGCCUCAUGCUACCCCUUCCCUAUCCUCCCUUCGUCCCCCUCUCUUAUCCUCCCCAGUUCAGCCGUGCUCACACUCACCAAGGCCAACAGGGACGCCACAGCAGAGCAGAUAGAGGAGCUGCCCACACGCCCUUCCGUGCUCACUCUCACCAAGGCCAACAGGGACGCCACAGCAGAGCAGAUAGAGGAGCUGCCCACACGCCCUUCCGUGCUCACACUCACCAAGGCCAACAGGGACGCCACAGCAGAGCAGAUAGAGGAGCUGCUCACACGCCCUUGUGACUCUUCCCUGCCUCCCGUGCUCACACUCACCAAGGCCAACAGGGACGCCACAGCAGAGCAGAUAGAGGAGCUGCUCACACGCCCUUGUGACUCUUCCCUGCCUCCCGUGCUCACACUCACCAAGGCCAACAGGGACGCCACAGCAGAGCAGAUAGAGGAGCUGCUCACACGCCCUUCCGUGCUCACACUCACCAAGGCCAACAGGGACGCCACAGCAGAGCAGAUAGAGGAGCUGCUCACACGCCCUUGUGACUCUUCCCUGCCUCGUGCCUCAUGCUACCCCUUCCCUAUCCUCCCUUCGUCCCCCUCUCUUAUCCUCCCCAGUUCAGCCGUGCUCACACUCACCAAGGCCAACAGGGACGCCACAGCAGAGCAGAUAGAGGAGCUGCCCACACGCCCUUCCGUGCUCACUCUCACCAAGGCCAACAGGGACGCCACAGCAGAGCAGAUAGAGGAGCUGCCCACACGCCCUUCCGUGCUCACUCUCACCAAGGCCAACAGGGACGCCACAGCAGAGCAGAUCGAGAUGCCUCAUCUCGUGCUCCUCCCUCGUGCGUCUGCCCCUCAUGCCACAUGCAUCGUGUCCCCCACCCUUCCCCCUUCCCCUCUUCUAUUCUACCCCUUGUCGUCCCAUUCAGCCGUGCUCACACUCACCAAGGCCAACAGGGACGCCACAGCAGUGCAGAUAGAGGAGCUUCUCACACGGCUGAUCCAAGAGGGAGAGAAAGGGGCGGGGGGGGCGCUAGGGGAAGAGGGGGAGGGGGACGGGGGAGUGGGCGGAGUGGGGGGGGUGGGGGGAGAUGGUGGGGGGAAUGAGGGCGAGGGGGAGAGCAAUGUUGGGAUGGGUGGGGGGGGUCUGGGGUACGGAGGGGUGAGGGGAGCGGGAACUGGUGCGGCGAAUACCGUUCCGGCAGCAGCAGCAGGUUUGGGGACCGGAGCAGCAGGUCCGGCGUUGAUAAGCGGAGGUUCGGGAGCGGGGAUGAAUCAUGUGCUUGCUGCAGUGCAAGCUCAUGUGGCCAAUGCGGAUCUCUUUGAUGGGUCUCAUACUGUUCAUGGGUAG